Molecule: messenger RNA, 2093 nt
Organism: Papilio polytes (common Mormon)
Lineage: Eukaryota; Metazoa; Arthropoda; Insecta; Lepidoptera; Papilionidae
Product: protein GUCD1
Exons: 6
Coding region: 329-1021 (230 amino acids)
Molecular function (GO): nuclease activity
Source: RefSeq, a predicted model, not a curated record
UAAAACCAAAGGUCUUAUACCUGUUAACGUUUUUGAGCAAUUAACGUGAACCUAAAAACUAUGGGUAGCCAGAAAGACUAGAGAAGCUAAGUUAAAAUUAAAAACUUAAAAUGUCAAAACAUGUCAACACAGAGCCGGGGCAAGUUGAUACGAAAUUCAAAAGAAAACUUUUAUCUCUUAUCAAAACACUUAAUCAUUUAAUUUGUUUUUACUAUAUCAAAACUCGAAGAAUUAUUUCAACUUUUUUUCUAAGCUAAAUGCUUAACAUAAGAAGAUAGAUAAACAAAAAUAAGGACGAAUUACAUCUUUAACAAUUGAAAAAAAAAAAAUGUCUACAAAAGAUAAACUACCCAUAAAAUCGAAAUAUAUCGAACACAAUAUAAUUCAUUAUCAACAAUGUUUCAAUUGGGAUUGUGGCAUUGCAUGUGUCAUGAUGUUACUUCCAACAGAACAACGAGACUAUUUAAGAAAACACUUCACAAAAAUAUGCUUGGAUGAAGGAUUUCUACAGUCAACAUGGACUAUAGACCUUUGCUAUUUAUUAAAAAGAUUUGGUAUUGAGCAUUGCAUGUACACUAUUGUAAAGGCUGUCAAUAGUAGGCGAGCCAUCAAUGAUGGAAUAGAUUACCAGGCUUGUAAACGAGUAGAAAAUCGAAUACUUAAUGCCGAAGAAGCUGGAAUUUGUAUAAAAGAGAAAGAGUUAACUGUAAAGGAGAUAUUGUCUCAUGUAGAGUGUAAGGGUCCUGCUAUUGUGCUGGUCGACUCUCCCUUAUUGAUAUGUGACUUGUGCAAACAUAACAAGAUGAAAGCAGAGUUCAGACGUGCGUUUGGUGGUCGCUACAAGGGUCACUAUAUACUAGUGGUAGGUCACAGCGGGAAUAAAGUGUUGUAUCGCGACCCGGCAUUAAGCGCCCGACUCUGUGCAACCAGCCUUGCCCGUCUGCACGCCGCUAGACGGGCCCCCGGCACUGAUUUCGAUGUUAUACUUGUUAACAAAGACUUGAGAAGGUGUUUAAUUUGAAAUAUAUUCACUUUGUAAAAUAUGUGUUACAAUGUUAUUUUAUUUGCUAUUUUUGUCUUAAACUCAAAACUCAAUUUUUAUCGCAAUUUAUUGCUCUAUGAACUAUAUUUUUUAAUAGUACGAUAAUUAAAUUUAAAUCUAAAAUUUAGAUAAUUAAAUAAAAUGUGUAAUCGCAAUUUAUACUUAUUAUUAAAUUUAAAUUUUAUCACAGAUUAUAUACUCGAAGAAUAGAAACAUGAAACGAAACGUUCUGCUUUAUGAUCAGGGAGUCCCCGAUUAACAUUUACCAAAGCAUUUUAUUCCUUUUGUUAGACACUUAUUACCUACGGCAUAAAGCACAUAAUACAAUGUAUUUACGAUUUUAGGAAUGUCUGAAAUAAGAAUCACAUAUAAAUAAUCGAACUGCGUAAUGAGAUUUUGAAACAAACAUAUGCAAUGACGUAUAACACCAUCAUCGUAUAUUAUACACGAUAAAAUCAGUAUGAUAUUUAUGAUGCUGUUAUUACUGUUUUAAUAAUUCAUUUAUUAGGUCGUUACCUAAUAAUUGAAGUAUUAAAACAUAUUGAAACUGUAUUUGGUUUAAGUAAAAUAUACAGGUGUUCAAACAUCAGUCUUUUCUUCCUUACCCAAUAGACUAUUUUGAAUAAGCAAUUUUUUUUCUUUUUUUCCCUUAAUCUAUGUUCAAUUUACUGCCCGUUUCAAUUCAUGGUAUUUAAAAAGAAAAAAUGCAUUUAAGGGUUAACCCAGUUCAAGCCACUUCAGAGCAUUACACAAGUCUAUAAACUAAAUAGUGGAUCAAAAUGAUAUACGAAUGAGGUGUCGUAUCCUCAGUAAAGCAGGUUAGUUUUUCAGCGUGAAAAUUGUAAAAGUUUGCUACGAAAAACGAAAUAUUUAAUUAUUAUCGGAACCACUGGCAACCCUAAAUAUUAUGAUAUCCGGGAUUUUCUACCAAAAAUAGUUUACAUAUGGCCAUUACAGUUGGACAGUAAUAGUACUAGACAGGGGUGACUCCCAAAUCUCUGACGAAGAUCAGAGGACAUCGAGGACAGAACGAAGUGGAAGAGUGAAAAAA